Molecule: messenger RNA, 7450 nt
Organism: Poecilia latipinna (sailfin molly)
Lineage: Eukaryota; Metazoa; Chordata; Actinopteri; Cyprinodontiformes; Poeciliidae
Product: myocardin
Exons: 16
Coding region: 210-3263 (1017 amino acids)
Biological process (GO): positive regulation of transcription by RNA polymerase II; smooth muscle cell differentiation
Cellular component (GO): nucleus
Molecular function (GO): transcription coactivator activity
Source: RefSeq, a predicted model, not a curated record
CCUUCUUGUCCCUCGGUGCCCUGCAGUGAAGCCUCGCCUCUGCCAGACACGAAAUCUCAAUCAGCUCCUUGUUGCUGGAUGGCGGUAACGAGCGAGUGGCCUCGUUUUGGACCCUUUUGUGUCGUAAAUAAGCAAAGUCGGUGUGUGUUCAUGGAAGCGGGGACUAGGAGGAGCUGAAUUAGCAUGCAUCGCCUCAGCCGUUCCUCAGCAUGUGUGUGUGUUUGUACACUCAGGCGGACUUCCUCUGGGUGUUCUGCUGCCGGCUAUUUCGGAUCAAUAUUGUUAAUAGGUUGUGUGUGCGCGCGCUGAUGUGGCUUAUGCAGAUUUCCAGCUCUCUCUGUUUGAGUCAGCCCUUCCUCCUUCAGCUCACAAGCUGCUGUCACUGUGUAGCUAUGUGGCGGCGCGCUGUAGGUGUUGUGACUUCAUGUUUGUCCGUCACAAUCAGGCUCCUCGGGGCCCUGAUGUCUCAGGAUCCGCGGGGCUUUCUGUCUCCGUCACUCAUCCGAGCUUGGCUCCCCUCUUCUUCUUCCUCUUCCUCCUCCUGGCUCCUCGCUCUGCCUCUUGUCUGUUUAAUUCUGUGUGUCGUUAGCUGUGUCUCUGGCUGUGGGUGGGCCUCUGUGACACUCGGUGUGAUUAUGACAGGCUGUCUGCAGGGAGGCCUGCUGCUUCCAGAGCUGCUCGCCAUAGAGUUCAGUCAGCCUGCAGCGAGAGACAGAAGGACAGAAGCCCAUUCCACCUGGUCGGGCGACGCAAGGAACUUCCUCUUUCUCCUGGCUCCACUUCCUUUGCUCCGCUCCGCCAUGACUCUCCUGGCCUCCGAGAGGUCGCUUCUCAUCAGGAACAAGUUCCGGUCAGUCCUGCAGCUGAGGAUUCAGAACCGAAGGCUGAGUGAAAUCAAUGCAGACCCAGGGUUGAAAUCUGCCUCCACUCAUCAGAAAACAGAGAAGAAACGGAGUGAAGCUCAUCGUCAAACUGAGGAUGGCGCCACUCAGAAGUUGCCCCCUGGUGGUCUGAGCGCUGAAACUGCACAAGAGAGGACUGUAUGUGGGGCCCUGAGGCAGAGGAAGGCUCGCCCUUCACAGACCCUCACUGAGAGGAUCCAGCAACCUCCAGCAGCCGCAGAGCAACAGCUUGAGCACACGUUGCCCCUGGAGAAUGGUUCUGCCUCGUUCCCUGCUGAUGUCUUCGAAGAGGACAUCUCUUCCUCCAUCUCGUCUUUAAACACGGAGCAGCAUGCCGCUCUCCAAGCGGCAUCCAUUUCCUCCCUGCCGGGCCUCCCAGUUGACCAACCACUAAGUGACUGCUCAGCUGUGGGUCUGACCCUUAAUGACAGUCCCAGUCAUGCACAGUCCGGUCUGACAUUGCUUCCGCCAACCGCGGGCGUCAGACAACCUCUGAGCGUGACGCUGGGUGAAUCAAACUCCUUGGCACCAACUGGAAGACCAAACGGGAUGUUCCUGACCGCUCAGACGACACCCCUGCUGCCAAAGACAGCUCGGCCUCCCAGCCCGAUCUGCCCCUCGUCUUUGCCCCCUUCCCUAAACUUCAAUCACCUUACCCGCCCCCGGAAACCGCGGGACAUCAAACCCAAGAUGAAGAAACUCAAGUAUCAUCAGUACAUUCCUCCAGACCAGAAGGGAGCGUCUGGGACUGGAGCGGGAGGAGCUAAGCAGAGCAGCCCUGCCCCAGCGCAGCCGCUAGACCCCGCCUACUCCCAUCUGCUGAAACAACAGCAGGUCUUCCUCCAGCUUCAAAUCCUGCAGAGUCAACAGCAGCAGCACCAGCAGCGACUACAGCCGCCGCAGGAGGUUGCAGUUGUACCGAGUGGAGAUCACAAUGAUCUGGUGAAGUCUUGUGGAGCCUCACCGCUCAGCCUCCAACCUGUUCCUGCCACAACAAACCAAACUCAGACGGACGCAAAUCCUACUUCCAAACCAGAGCCUCUUCCUGCAAAUCUUGUUGAUCUAACGGUGUCGGAGUUGAGGCAGCAGCUGCGUAAACGUGGCCUCCCUGUCUCUGGAACCAAGCCGGCCUUGUUGCAGCGCCUUCGUCCCUUCCAGCUUCAGCACGCCUGCCCCGCCCCGGCUCCUCUUAGCAAGCUGGGCACCAGCAUGGAGCCCCUCAUUCCCUGUGCCCCGCUGCUGCCCUGUCAGAGCCCUGGCUCCAGCCCCGGCUUCAGGCUGAGCUCGCCCGGCAGCAGCCCGAACCAACAGCUGUACAUUCAAGACGGGGGGAUUCCUAAUGGGACUCUCAGUGACGGUCCCAACAGAGACCCAAACGGGACUCUGAACGCCGUCCCAAAAGCGUUCGCAGACGCUGCGUCAGUCAGUUUGGCAGGUGAACAGUGUGGUCUCGGCAGCACUGUGUUCUUGGAUCCCGCCAGCACUGCGUCAGGAACUCCGAGUCCCAGUUUGCCCAUGUCGUCCUCCUCGCCCCUACAGUGUGGGACUCCCUGGAGAACCGACAGAGAACAGCAGCAGGAGCAUCUAGAGCUGAGCGUGAAGCUGGAGAAGCGGGAGAGGAAGAGGAGCCGGCAUACUGAGUAUGGCGUACUGCAAGCGGGUACUGAGUCUGGGGAGGGAUCCCUUCAUCCGUUCCUGCAACAGGAUCCGGGAUGCCUAAAAAGGAAGGCAGAACUAAAUGCGCAAACAGAGGUGUUGUUUGCUCAGCCGUGUGAUGUGAUUGGCCAUGACUUCGAGCUGCCACUGCAGAUUACAGCAAGUCCAGCUCAGACCUCACCUGGCGUUCGCAGCUUGGAGGAAGAGCUGCAGGAGGCGAUUCAGAAAGCCCAGAUGGACCCUCGACAGUCUAUUGAUGAUAUUCUAGAUGAGCCACUUAUUUGUGAUGGCUCUCUUGAGGCCUCUGAUCAUAAAUCUGCUGCACACUCACUUCCUGACCGCUCCCCUGCCCCUCAAGCUGAGCAGCCCCAGCCUUUUCAGCAGCAAGAUGACAACUUCCUGCCGUCCCCUCUUUGUUCCUCUCUCUUGCUGGAGCUCCCUCCGUCUCCUGCUGUAAUAAACCCAAGCCAGGUCGUCCCUGCGCCUCCGCCUCUCCCAAUCUGCACCUCCCCUUCGCCUUCGACUAGAAGGUCUCGGAAACGGCGGGCUCCUGCACAGUUUGACGCUGCCGACUGGCUCGAAACCCUCACGUCAGGCCUCCACCCUCUCACCCCGCCAAAACCUCCUUUUGUCGAAUCCGAUUUUAGUCUGGAUUCGGAUCUGAAUGUGAAUCGAGUGCUUGAUCUUUUGAUAGAGCAGUGGUGAAGAUGUAAAAGAUGGUGUGCAAACACGGCGCCGCGAAAAAGUAUUCAUAUCCCGCGAACAUUUCGACAUGUUGUGACGUUUCAACCAAAAGUCUCGAUUGUAAUUUAUUGGGAUUUUGAUGGAGCAACACAAAGUGGUGCAUGAUCAUAACAUGGAAGGAGUUUUCAAAACACUUUACUUUAAAAAUCUAAAAAGAUUCAGCCCUUCUUAGUGAGAGGACCAAUUUUCAGUGCAAGACAGCUGCAAGGCAUCUAGAGGUAUGUCUCAUUUUGUCUAUUCUUAAACUCCUUCAGACUGAAAUAAUGUUAUUUGUGAGCUUUAACUUUCAACACCAUGUAGAUUUUAAAUUGAAUUUAGGUUUAGAUCUUAACCAGGCCUUCCUAACAUAUGAACAUGUUUCAUCUAAACCAUUACACGGUUGCUGGGGCGGUAUUUUUAGAGUUGUCGAAAGGUCAACCUCUGAAAUCUGAAAACUAUGCUCCCGUCGUUCAGCCUGAUGGUUUACAUCCGGGGUGUCCAAGCUGUGGCCUGGGGGCUACUUGUGGCCCUUGAAAUUAUUUUGUUUGACCCCUGACCACAAGUCAAGAAUUGAUGACCCAAUACAUUUGGAAAUGCUCUGUUUUUCUUUUAGCAAGCCAUAAAAACAGCCUUUUUAUGUACUGGCUCUUAUGCAGAUAUACAGAUUUUAUAAAAAUGCUGUUUAUUGUUGAGCAGGUAAAACGACAGCUGCAAAAAAUGCAACAAAAUAAUUUUGCAUUUUUGCUUUAAUUUAUAUUGUGGUUAAAGGUUUAAAUUUUCCAGGUUUGGCUUCGAAGGCAAGCAGUUUGGACCCGAGUGGCUCACCGUGUCUUUAAGUUGUCAUGCCAUCCGCUUCUCAUGAAGAUGGUCGCUCACUAAUACCCUUUAACAAACCUCUAAAGUCUCGACAGAGCAGUUCGUAUCUAAGCUGAGAUUAAAAUGCACAAAGGUGAACUCUGUUUGCCUAUAAUGUGAAUUCUGAAUGCAAAUGAUUACACUGGAUUUUUUUUUUUGCGAGUAUAGGACUGAAUACAUUUGUGCGUCACAUGUUUGAGAUUAUUUUUUACAAAAAAAUUUUUUCUCAAGAUUAUGCCUCAAAAUCUCAAGGGAUGUGAAAUACUUUUUGCGAGGCGCUUCGUGUUUGCAUUUCCUUUGUAUGAUAAACUGUGGAUAGUUUUCUUACUGUAAUGAAUUGCACAAAGUGUGUUCGUUGUACGUUCCACGACUGACCUGCAGAACCGAGUCACCGGCUCCACGCAACGUCGAGAGCCGACUUUACUGCAGCAGUCUAGUCACACGCCUCUCCGACAGGACAAUGAGAACAAACACAGAGAUGCAGUCGUGCACCCCAUGAACACUGAGACGCAGCAGAGGGGUGUUCAAAAGCACUUUGGCUCAAGCAGCAAAAGAAAACCUGUCGGCGUAUUAUGUUGAACACGGUUGCUGGCUGUGCUGGGAGACAAGUCGGUUUUUGACUUUUCUCCAGAACCCGUUGUCGGAUUGGGUUGAGUGCGGCGGCACCCCGGUGUUCACUCAGUCUUUGAGUCACAGCCAUUCAUAAAGCCCAUUCAGAGUAUGUGAAAGCCAGGCAGAGCUCACAGCUUGCGUGUGUCUCCAGACCUUAACCUUGAUGCCAGAUGCACAGUCGGCAUGCGGAGGGAGAAACCUGGCAGAACAAGAAGUGUGCGUUUGCCUUGCGAAUGUACUUGUAUGUCUCUGUAAGGCAUGUAUGCUUUUACUGCUCUUCUUAAUGUGGUACUCUGCACAUAAGUCUGCCUAUGUUUGCAUAAAUGUACAAACUCUCCGUGUUUACUUACAAGUAAUGCAAAAUUAAUUGCUUACUUACCGUUAAAAGGUCCUUGAAAUGAAGCAGGACGCAGAAAACCUCGGUGUCCUCACUUCCUUCAUCGUCACUGGUGUUUUUACACCACAAACUCCAGUCAGCAGGAAAAAAAUAAAAAAAACACAUUACCUUCCUGAAGUCAUGACUCCACAGGAGAGCAAUCAGGCAACCACCACUGGGAAAAAAAAAAAGUUUUUACACAAAUGCACCAAUCAGCUGAGUAAGAGUUUCUUCAUUGUGUAGCAAAAACAGGUGGUCAUUUUGUUCCCUAAUUAACCUUCGGUGGCCUCUGCCUCCUGUUGAGUGCUCACCCCAUGGCAGUUUAAUCCAAUUUUAGCACAAGUUAUCACCAAACACCAGGGCGACACCUGUUCAGUUACUGCAAAUUAAUUCCUUACAACCGUUGUCACGCGUUAAUGAAAUGACUGCUGUAUGUCCUAAUACGCAAAACACAAAGUGCAUUAUUAGGCGUACAAUUUGGAUUGUUUGCCUACACCAUCAGCGACCAGCCAAUCACAUGACAGAAACUUUAUGUUUUAAGUCGUUUCGUUGGCAUGAAGUUACAACCAAACAUCAGGCUGGGAAAGAAAGGAUCUAAGUGACUUUUAUGGUUGGUUGUGCAAGGCUGACAUUUUGCAAUAGUUCAGAAGCUACUGGGAUUUUCAUCUUUUGGAUUUGCAGAAAUCAAUCCAAAGAUCUUGCGGGCACAAAAUACCUUGUUGAUGUUAGAGGAGAAUUGGAAAAAAUUAUCACUUCUUAGAACCAAUGUGUCCAAAAUACUAUCUCUGAAUGCAGCCAAAGCUCAUAUCCAGUGCCACUCCUGUCAGCUGAGAACAGUGGACUGAGGGUGCAAUUCACACAGACUUACCAUGUUUGGACAGCAACAGAUUGGAAAAUUGUUAUCACAGCUGUGAAAUUCAGAUGUUUGAGUCAGAAUUUGAUGUAAAGCAUGGAUACGUUUUUCAGAAUUUGAUGUAAAGCAUGGAUACGUUUUUCCUCUUAUCCCUGAUUCAGGCUUCUUAUCGAGGACAAGAAGCCGGAAUGGCUUCUUACUACAUAGUGAUACACUAUGUAGUAUCACUACAUAGAUAUGUAGUAUUACAUCACUACAUUGGUAGUGAUGUAAUACUGUGAGGGACAUCUGGCACAUUUUGGACCCCUUUCUAUCAACUAAGCAUGAUCUAAAAAAAAAAACCACAGGCUGCCUCAGAACCGUCGCUGACAGUGUCCACUUCUUUACAAUGACAAGGUGGUUGUUUUCUGAUGGCUCCAUGUCACCAAUCUCAAAUCUUCCUGUCGUUUCUUGAAUGAUUUUAUUGCACUCCAGUGGCCUCCACAGUCAUCAGAUCUCUAAUAAGAGGAGCACCUGUUGGACGUGGUGAAAUAGGAGAUUCACAUCAUGAAUGUGCAACUAAAAAAUCUGCAGCAACAUCACGUCAAUAUGGACCAAAACCUCUGAGGAAAAUUUCCAUCACCUUGUUACCUUGAAGCCAGAAUUGAGGGAGAUCUGAAACUAAAAAUAGAUUAAGGAACAAAUUAAAAGUUUUGUGUUCCAGCGUGUUUUCCUGCUGAUUUCAUAAUCCACGCAGUCUACUGACUGAGGAGUUUCACUUGUCAUUUGUUUGCGUAUAAACAUUCAGGUACUGAUGUAGAUUUUUUUCCAACCUUGCUGAACAAAACUUAAUAAAUGAACCAAAAUCUGACGAAGGUCAGGAAGCAUUAACCUUUCUGUGCUUCACUAAUGUAAUCCAGAUAAAGGAUUUAAUCUACAGAACAUUAUACUUUGAUUUUAAUUGGCUGCAUGUCCCAUCUGUCAUGUAGGAAGGUUUGGACUGAAUCCUUUUAAUCAUUUGGCCACCCUCUCUGUGGGAUCACUUUAUAUUCUGCUGGGCUCCUUCUCCUUAAGGAAAAUGCCGUCUGCAUUGCGAUCUCCAGAAAGCAGACUUCUUAAAAUCCACCUUCCCGUGAAUGUUCAGAUCAUGAUGUUCCCAUGCAGAGUUUCUGCCUCUUUGUCUCUCUUUCUCAUAAAUAACGGACAGUGAAUCAAAAUAAGAUUAUCUGUACAUCGGCAAACCUUCAGCACGGAGCUACAGCUUUAUGAUGAAGUAGCUCUAGUGCAGCUUUCACUAUGGAGACGACACGGGGAAAAAAUGCAGUUAAAUGUGGAUGGAUGGCUAUGAUAAUCAUAGCGAUCAAUAAAUGUUGCCUGCUGCAAGAAAAAAAAAACAGAAAAAUUGAUAGGCGGGAGAGUAAGAUGCUACCUCCUGUGACUUCCACUGCUUUAAGGGCUGAUGCUCCUGUUUUUAUUGUUUCUUAUUUCAUUUCC